Messenger RNA from Centrocercus urophasianus (Greater sage-grouse), 2639 nucleotides. It is a transcript of the gene NRG3, whose product is annotated as neuregulin 3. The annotation marks the transcript as partial. The record is from RefSeq and is a predicted model, not a curated record. Gene Ontology annotation, biological process: animal organ development; intracellular signal transduction; nervous system development. Gene Ontology annotation, molecular function: chemorepellent activity. The transcript is spliced from 9 exons. Lineage: Eukaryota; Metazoa; Chordata; Aves; Galliformes; Phasianidae.
CGACCGCCGCCCGCCACCCCCAGCACCCCGCCGCUGCCCGCCUGGCCCACUGCGGCACACGCUACCUCCUCCUACAAGAUCUACGUCCACGACUCGGCGCCCUCCUGGACCUUGUCUCCCUUCCAGGAAUCUACCACUACUACGCCGGAGACCACCACGACCCCCAAAAUCCAUACUACAACAUAUUCCACUGAGCGAUCUGAGCACUUUAAGCCAUGCAAAGACAAGGAUCUUGCAUACUGUCUCAAUGAAGGAGAAUGCUUUGUGAUUGAAACUUUAACAGGAUCACAUAAACACUGCCGGUGCAAAGAGGGCUACCAAGGAGUCCGCUGUGACCAAUUUUUGCCGAAAACCGACUCCAUCUUGUCAGAUCCAACAGACCAUUUAGGAAUUGAAUUCAUGGAGAGCGAAGAAAUUUACCAGCGCCAGGUGCUGUCUAUUUCCUGUAUCGUCUUUGGCAUAGUCGUAGUGGGCAUGCUUUGUGCAGCGUUCUACUUCAAAACAAAGAAACAAACAAAGCAAAUUCAUGAACAGCUGAAAGAAACGCAGAAUAGGAAAACCUACAGCCUAAAUGCUUCUAGCAUGAUGGCAAAGUCAGAGUGUAUGGCACAAAGCCGAGUCCAGCUGCAAAAUUACUCCAAAACAGAUAGGCAUCCUGGGCCUGCUCUGGACAAAGUCAUGGAGUCCAGCUUUUCAGGUCCUCAGUCUUUCCCAGAGGCUUUGUCUCCUGACAGAGGAACUCAGCCCAUCAAGCAGCACAGAAGUCUCUCUUCAUGCUGCAGUCCAGGACAGAAAAGUGGGAUGCUACAUAGAAAUGCCUUUCGGAGGACUCCUCCCUUACCUCGGGGUAGGUUCAAUGGGAUUACAGGACCAGCAUAUCAACAGCUAGAAGAGUCCAGGAUCACAGAGCAGGACACAAUACCUUGUCAUGGGUAUUCAUCUAGUGGUUUUAAAACUUCUCAGAAUACUUCAAUAAAUAUGCAACUGCCUUCAAGAGAGACAACCCCUUAUUUUAAUAACGUGGAUCAGAAGGACUUGGUCGGAUACUCAUCUUCAAGGGCCAACUCAGUUCCCAUCAUCCCAUCUGUGGGCUUGGACGAAGCCUGCAUGCAAAUGCAAAAUGUUUCUGAAGUAACAGGCAUCAAAUGGUGCAAAAACUCCUAUUCAGCUGAACUUGUCAAUGUGAGUUCCCCUGUCAGUAAUUGUCUUAUAGCAGAACAACAUGAAGUGAAAAUAUUGCUAGAAACUGUGCAGGAGCAGAUUCGGAUUCUGACUGAUGCGAGGAGGUCGGAGGACUUCGAACUGACGAGCGUAGACGCGGAGAGCAGCGCGAGCGAGAACACCGCGUUCCUGCCUAUGAGCCCUGUGGCCAAGGCAGAUCGAGAGGCACAAUUUGUCUUAAAAGGUGAAACACAAAGAGACUCAGUGUUGACCAAGUGACUUUGUGUGGGGGUCGCAGGAGGGGGAAUAACAGAUCUGUGCAUUCGAUGCUUUGCUAAACAGGAAAGGAGGAAAUUAAAUACAAAUUAUUUAUAUGCAUUAAUUUAAGAGCAUCUACUUAGAAGAAACCAAAUAGUCAAUCGCCCUCAUAUCAUAGUGUUUUUUAACAAAAUAUUUUUUUAAAGGAAAGAAAUGUUCCGGGAGGGAUAAGGCGUACAUCAGGUGCUUUCUAGGCAGGAUUAUACAUACAGUUUCAGUUCUAGAGUAUUUUAACACUGUCCUGUUUGGCUGUCAGGAGGCUUAGGCUAUGCAUCCUAUUUUCAAUAAAGGCCAAGACCGUUCUAAGAACCAUUCUUGGUUUCAGGGCAGCGCUGCAGUGAAUGCUGGCCAGGGGUGCAAGUUCCAAAACCCUAGCACAGACCCAGUCCCCCCUGCUCUCAGUUCUAGGUUCAUUCUGAGAGAGGAAACACAAACGUCCAAUUCUUGGCACUAACUGUGUAAUGACCGUAAAUCCUUAAUUGAGCCAGAUGCUUGACUCUCUACCUUACAUGAGUGUGUCAGUCAGCUUGAGAAGUUCAGUGGAAACUUUUAGGAGCUUUGGGUCAGGCCAAGCCUGGAGAGGGGUUGGGGCCUGUGGAGGUGCAGUAGCCCUGUGGCUGCUCCAUCUUCUGAGCUUUGUCUGAAAGAGCUUCUUGGUUGGAAGAAGAAAAAGAAGAACAGAAACUCAAAGUGCAGAAGCACGCACCAUGGCAGGUUAGGGUUGGUUUAGUUUUUAAGAGUGGGAUUGUAAACUCUGCUGUUCUUUACCGAUCCAUAAGCAUUUCUAAACUGUUAAACUUUGAAGGCAUUUGUAUGCUCUCAAGGAGCACUUCUGAGUGUAUGUGUGGUUUUUUUAACUUAUUUUUAUUAUGGGUUAUUCAGAAAUGAGUCUGGGAGAUCCAACGCGAUCUGAGGCCAGCCAAUAGGUGUCCAUACUGUCCUCAUUUGAUUCCGCUCUCAGUUCUCUGGUCACUUUAAUGAAUCAUGGCUUUGGCUUGUGAACUUCAAAGCUCCAACCCUGCAGAUAGCUCAGGAUGGGCAUACCUAGGAGCAUGCACGCAGCUGAUUCUGCUGGGGCUGUACGUGAACAGGCGGUUCCAGCAAAUCAAUCCCUGCUGCCUUAGAGAAGGCCUUAGAGAAGAAAUGUCAGUUCCUGAUUA